Molecule: messenger RNA, 2020 nt
Organism: Pungitius pungitius (ninespine stickleback)
Lineage: Eukaryota; Metazoa; Chordata; Actinopteri; Perciformes; Gasterosteidae
Product: calreticulin-like
Exons: 9
Coding region: 91-1389 (432 amino acids)
Biological process (GO): protein folding
Cellular component (GO): endoplasmic reticulum membrane; endoplasmic reticulum
Molecular function (GO): calcium ion binding
Source: RefSeq, a predicted model, not a curated record
UUGUCAGGUUUCCCCUCGUCGAGCCUUUAUUAGCUGAUUUCCUCCUCCGACCUGCUCUCUUGGACCUGGGCGCCGGUGAGAAGCUCCAACAUGAAGCUGUCAGUGGCCAUUCUCGCUGUUAUUGCAUCGAUAUCUGUCACCGUUGAUGCCACCGUGCACUUCAAGGAACAGUUUCUAGACGGAGAUGGAUGGACGAGCCGGUGGACCGAGUCCAAGCACAAGACCGACUACGGCCAGUGGAAACUGACUGCAGGGAAGUUCUACGGGGACGCAGAGGCUGAUAAAGGUCUGCAGACCAGCCAGGAUGCCCGCUUUUACGCCCUGUCUGCUCGCUUUGAGCCCUUCAGUAACGAGGGGAAGCCCCUGGUCAUCCAGUUCACCAUCAAGCACGAGCAGAAGAUCGACUGCGGAGGCGGAUACGUUAAGGUCUUUCCUUCGGACCUGGACCAGAGCAACAUGCACGGAGACUCUCAGUAUUACAUCAUGUUCGGUCCUGACAUCUGUGGAUACAGCACAAAGAAGGUUCAUGUGAUCUUCAACUACAAGGGCCAGAACCACCUCAUCAAGAAGGACAUCAAAUGCAAGGAUGACGAGCUGAGCCACCAGUACACCCUGAUCCUGAAUCCAGACCAGACAUACGAGGUGAAGAUCGACAAUGAGAAGGUGGAGUCUGGCACACUGGAGGACGAUUGGGACAUGCUCCCCCCGAAGAAGAUCAAGGACCCAGAAGCCAAGAAACCCAGUGACUGGGACGACAAGGCCAUGAUCGACGACCCCAGCGACACCAAGCCUGAGGAAUGGGACAAGCCAGAGACCAUCCUCGACCCUGAUGCCAAGAAGCCUGACGACUGGGACGAGGACAUGGACGGAGAGUGGGAACCUCCCAUGAUCACCAACCCAGAGUACAAUGGGGAGUGGAAACCCAAGCAGAUUGCCAACCCAAACUACAAAGGGGCGUGGGUCCACCCUGAGAUCGACAACCCAGAAUACACAGAGGACGCCACAAUAUACAAGUUUGAUAACAUUGGAGUGCUGGGCCUGGACCUGUGGCAGGUUAAAUCCGGCACCAUUUUUGACAACUUUCUGAUCACCGACGAUGUCAAAGAGGCAGAAGAGUUCGGGAAGCAAACAUGGGGAGCUACUAUGGGACCAGAGAAGAAGAUGAAGGAAGAGCAGGAGGACAUGGAGAGGAAACUGAGGGAGGAGGAAGAGAAGGCAAAGAGCACGAGCAAGGAAACUGAGGGUGACGACGACGAGGCUGAAGGAGAGGAGGAGGAGGAAGAAGAAGAAGAAGAUGGUGAUGAUGCGGAGGAAGAGGGCGAGCAGACAGACGAGGACGCUGGGACAGAAGAGGACACCAAGAAGACAGAGUUGAAGACAGAGUUGUAGAAGCGAAGCCGGUUGACUGACUGCUGUGUGCUUCUAAACCAACGACAGGAAAUCUGCAGAAGCCAUGUGAACUCUGGCCUUUAAUACAGCAGCCUUUUAUUCAGGUGUAGGGGGGAGGGAGGGAUGGAUGGAUGGAUGGAAGGUGGGGUCAGGUUAUUUCUUAUGUUAUUGAUUACCUUGGCUUUUCUUUUUAGCUUUCAAAUGAGAUGGGAGAGGGGUUCAUCUGGUGUUUAUUUCCUUCUGUCUGCUAGUGUUUGCAGUGUUCUGAUUUAAUGCAACCCACUGAUCGCUCACAUCCUGCAGAGCCAGUUCAUUGUUAAUAUUGUCUUUGUUGGGAUAUCCAGUAAAUCCAGGGUCUGAUGUCUGGUUCAUGCACUUUUAUUACCCCUUUGAUGUAGGAUCUUUUUAUUUUUAAAUAACACAUUCAUAAUUUAUUCAAUCAUUAUAUUGAUUCCCUGAAAACAUGUCAGUUUCUACAGCUCCUAUUCAGGGAAAAUGUCCGAUGUGCAAUUGUUUGUGAAAGAUUCUGCAUUCAACAAACUGAUCCUUACAAUCUGCAUUUUUCUCAUUGUGAAUGUAUGUUCACAUCCAGUGAAUAAAUUUGAAGCCACUCUACAAGCUGACAUCUCUU